AUGGAGCAGCGGCAGGGCGAGAACAGGGCGCCAACCUUGAAGCCCCGCCUGGCGCCCGGCUCGGUGCCCUGGGGCGCCGCCGCCGCCGCUCCCGACAGCCCCCUGCUGCCGCCGCCUGCGCCACGCGGCAGCAGCACCCGCUGCCGUGCCAGCAAGCAGCCAGAGCAAGGCUUCUUCGGCCAAGCCGACCCCAGCGCCCAGGUGCUGCCUGUGAAGAGCGGGCUGCCUGGCGACAUCACCAAGCGCAGCAAGUCACGCUGGGAGUCUGAUUUCAUUUGGAACAAGGACUGGGCCAAGCAGCUGGACUAUGAGGAGAGCCUGCGCAAGCAGCAGGAGGAGGGGGAGCGGCUGCGGGCCGAGGGCGACGGCGGCGGCGACGGCAAGGGCUUCCUCAGCCUGCGCAGCAAGGUGGACCUCAACAGCAUGGAUGUGGACCUCAGCCAGCAGCUGCGGGCGCGCAAGAGCAGCGCCGCCGCCGCCUCCUCCUCCUCCUCCUCUCCGGCCGCGCCCCGCCAGCCGCGGCCGCGCCAGGCGCCGUGGUUCGCAACCGUGCCGCCCACCCGCGUGGAGCAACGGCAGUGGCAGCGGUCGGGCAAGUUUUCGCGGAAGGUCGUGGCGGUGGCUCCCACCAACGAGGCCGAGCAGGAGGCGCUGGAUGCCAAGGUGGAGGCUGAGCGGCGUCGGGACGUGGCCGCCAGCUACGGCGUGGGCGCCCUGGGCGGCCUGGUCUACCUGCGCCUGCUCAACCGCAGCGUGGACGGCGUGGGUGGUGGGCUGGCGGGCGCGCUGGGCCAGCAGCGCCUGCUCAUCCCCAUCAUCCUGGCCCUGGGCUACAACAGGUACAACACGCUGGUGGCGGAGGAGACGGGGCUGACGCUGCAGCUGGCGCCCAUGCUGGUGGGCUUCUUCACCUGCAAGGGCGCGGUGCUGGCCAGGCAGUCGCUGGCGCUGUUUGCCGAGCUGGCCUGCAGCGCGCAGGGCGGGCAGCGGGGCGGCGACGGCGCCGACGGCGAGGUGGGGGAGCAGGAGGCGGGCAUGGGUGUGGCGUCGGUGGACCGGGCGUUCAGGAAGAAGAUGCUCAACGAGAUGUGA
Chlorella variabilis is the source of this 1092-nucleotide messenger RNA. RefSeq lists its product as hypothetical. The coding region runs from base 1 to 1092 and encodes 363 amino acids. NCBI's taxonomy places the organism in Eukaryota, Viridiplantae, Chlorophyta, Trebouxiophyceae, Chlorellales, Chlorellaceae. The transcript is spliced from 7 exons. The record is from RefSeq and is a predicted model, not a curated record.